This is a messenger RNA of Nomascus leucogenys (northern white-cheeked gibbon), 2488 nucleotides long. RefSeq names its product testis expressed metallothionein like protein (gene TESMIN). Lineage: Eukaryota; Metazoa; Chordata; Mammalia; Primates; Hylobatidae. Gene Ontology annotation, biological process: regulation of DNA-templated transcription. The record is from RefSeq and is a predicted model, not a curated record. Gene Ontology annotation, cellular component: nucleus.
CCCUUCUCCAACCGCCAACGGCCGCCUGCGCCUGAGGCCCGGCCCGCGCCCCAUCCCGCUCGCUCCACGCUGCGGCAGCCGGGGCGGCCCCAGGUGCGCGGCCCCCGCCAUCCUGCCCCGCCGCCCUGCGCCAUGGAGGAGGGCCCUCUGCCGGGCGAGCUGCCCAGCCCCGAGGAUGCGAUGGUGACGGAGCUCUUCAGCCCCGAGGGUCCGUUCGUUUCGGAGAACAUUGGCCUGAAGGCCCCCGUGAAGCACGAGGAGGACGAGUUCCACGUCUUCAAAGACAAGUACCUGGGCCCGGCGGACACCAAGGAACCCCUCCUGCACGCGUUCAACCCCGCGCUGGGCGCCGACUGCAAGGGCCAGGUCAAGGCGAAGCUCGCGGGGGGCGACAGCGACGGCGGAGAGCUUCUCGGGGAGUACCCCGGGAUCCCCGAGCUCAGCGCGCUGGAGGACGUCGCGCUUCUGCCGGACCCGCAGCCGCCUGCCAGCAACGUGCACUUCCUGUCCUCGCUGCUCCCCCCGCACCGCAGCCCGGCGGUGCUACCCCUGGGCGCCUGGGUCCUGGAAGGAGCCGCCCACCCGGGCGUCCAGGUGAUCCCGGUUGAAAGCAAGGAAGCAGGUGGUACUAUUACAAGUAAUAAUCCAGAAGAAGCAACUUUCCAGAAUCUUCUUGCUCAGGAAUCCUGUUGCAAGUUCCCAUCGUCCCAGGAACUAGAGGACGCCUCCUGCUAUUCUCUUAAGAAAGAUUCCAACCCAAUGGUGAUAUGCCAAUUGAAAGGGGGCACGCAAAUGCUGUGUAUAGACAAUUCUGGAACAAGAGAACUAAAAGCACUCCAUUUGGUUCCUCAGUAUCAAGAUCAAAAUAAUUAUCUACAGUCAGAUGUCCCUAAACCAAUGACUGCUUUAGUAGGGAGAUUUUUGCCAGCAUCAACAAAAUUAAAUCUCAUUACACAAAAACUUGAGGGAGCCUUACCAUCGGUAGUCAAUGGGUCUGCUUUCCCCUCGGGAUCAACUCUUCCAGGACCACCAAAAAUAGCUUUGGCUCGGUACUGUGACUGCUUUGCCAGUGGGGACUUUUGCAACAACUGCAAUUGUAAUAAUUGUUGCAACAACUUGCAUCAUGAAAUUGAACGGUUUAAAGCCAUUAAGGCAUGUCUUGGUAGAAAUCCAGAAGCUUUCCAGCCAAAAAUUGGGAAGGGCCAACUGGGCGAUGUCAAGCCCCGGCACAACAAAGGGUGCAGCUGCAGGAGGUCAGGCUGCCUGAAGAAUUACUGCGAGUGCUAUGAGGCCCAAAUUAUGUGUUCUUCUAUUUGCAAAUGCAUUGAUUGCAAAAAUUAUGAAGAAAGCCCAGAACGAAAGACACUAAUGAACAUGCCAAACUACAUGCAGACUGGAGGUUUGGAAGGCAGCCAUCAUCUGCCACCAGGACUUCCAAAAUUCAGUCAAGAUAGGCGGCCUUCCUCAUGCAUCUCCUGGGAGGUGGUGGAGGCCACAUGCGCCUGCCUGCUGGCUCAGGGAGAAGAGGCCGAGAAAGAACACUGCUCCGAGUGCCUGGCAGAGCAGAUGAUCCUGGAGGAAUUUGGAAGGUGCUUAUCACAGAUUCUCCACACUGAGUUUAAAUCCAAGGGGUUGAAAAUGGAGUAGAGUAUAAAGUGUGAAUGCAUGUUGAUUUUGUCUUAGUCUAGAAAUCUCUAGUUUAGAAAGGUUGUUUAGGGGAACAUGAGGCCGGCUCUGCAGCAACAACCAGGCUCCCCUGCAUCCCUGGGCCCAGGAAGUUUACUCAGAGCUCUCUGAAGAUGUGGCAACCCAUGCCCCCUUUUCUGAGGAGGUGUGUGGCCGGAGCACUGUUUGUCUGGCCCAGAGGAGAGAGCUUGGGUUCCUGUAGUACUGGGAGAGCGUCUGCAGGGCAGCGGAGGGUAGGGCAGGGGAGGGCAGAGCAGGCCCUGUGGAGGGCAGGGCAGGCCCUGAGGAGAGCUCACUCUGGUCGACUCUUCCUCUUGGAGAAUGUUGCUCUGGAGUCUGCUCUGCAUAAAAACCCUAAUGGUUUCUUGUUUGUUUUUCAAAUUAUUUAGAAAUAAAUUCUCUAGAUGGGCUGUUAUGAUACCACUUAAAAUCUCUAGAGAACUACUGAACACCCAAAGAUUUUCUGUAGUGUAGACAUUUCCCCAGAGGCCUGCGAACUGUCAGUCUUUCUAAGGCCCCCGGGAGACGCAGGCAAUGGGGCCUCGCAGGCCAGCCUUGCACCAGCAUGUCUUGAGUUAGCGGACUUAAAAUUAUCUAAUUUCUUCUGUGUUUCUACUUGAAUUGUGGAAAGCUCUAUUAUCCAAUUAACUUCUCCAUAAUUAUUGUUGUAAUAUUAUUAUUGUUUGUAAAAUAUGGUUCACAUAACUAGCUUGUGGAAACCAGCAGGUAAAAUGAAUUCUUAAGUUGACGCUAUUGGUUCUGUUGUAAAGCAAAAAUGAGUAAAAAUUUCCAAUGUCUUCAA